AUGGCUACCACGACGCCGCUGCGCCAUCUGCCCGGCGCGUUUAUCAAUACUCCCGCGCCCGCCAAUGAUGCCACACGACGCAACCUCUUCGGGGAUGCAACAGCCGGGGGCCCGCGAGGAGGGCCUCUAGGACGGGACCCCCCGAGGCCGGCCACGGAUCCGUUCCGUCCUCUCGGCGCUGCUGGUCAACCGCAACCACCUGGUCCGCCUGCACCGCCCGCGCAUCAGAUGGUCCCUGACAAUGCCGCUCAACCCCCGGUGCUCAGAGCUGCCAAGGUGGUCAACGACCUCUUGCAGCUCGACGGCAGCUACCCGGAGCUGAACUCGUUGUGUCAACUUCGCACCUCAUCCGAUUACGAUCUCGCGACCGUCGACCCAGGACUUGCCCCCUUCCACAAGCCCACCAUGUACCCGAUCCCAGACCGGGUCUUCGAGAACUUCGAUCGCGGCCAGAUUGCGACAAACAUGGGACUGUUCACCGAGAUAAACCAUGCUUGGGUUACUAUUGAUAACGCGCUCUAUCUCUGGGACUACACUCAUCCAGACCCAGAACUGAUUGGAUAUGAAGAGUCGCCCCAUACCAUCACAACCCUGGCUCUGGUGCCCCCAAAGGCUGGCGUCUUCGUCGACACAAUCACACAUAUAUUAGUGCUCGCGACUGCAACAGAAAUGAUUCUUCUCGGCAUCGCUGCGACACCUACGCCCAACGGCUCCCACGCUGUCAACCUCUACUCGACCAGGAUGACGCUACACAAGGGCAGCCUCGAUGUGAGCUUCAUUGUUGGCUCUGCCGACGGUAGAAUCUUCUUUGGCGGCAACAACGACACCGAUGUGCAUGAGCUCUACUAUCAGCAGGAGGAGAAGUGGUUUUCCAGUAGGUGUGGAAAAAUCAACCAUACACACCCAGGAUGGUCUUCGGUGGUGCCCAGUCUACCUCAUCCGAGCACACUUUUGCCCAGCCCAAGUGCUCUCUGGGCGCCAAAGACGAACGAGUCCCUGGCCGAUAUGGUGAUUGACGACAGCCGAAAACUGCUAUACACACUCUCCAAUGCCUCAACCAUCCGGGUCUAUCAACUCGAGGGCCUGCACAAGUUGACGAAGUGCAUCGAGAAGGACAAGACAACGUGCUUCAAUGAGACGACUCACUUUGUUUCCGGAUCACCACUGUUGACAAACAACUUGACCAUCGUAUCGAUUAGUCCGAUCUCAUCGAAGGAGAGUUUCAAUCUGCACCUGGUAGCUCUGACCAGCACUGGCUGCCGCAUCUUUCUGAGUGCUACCAGCUCAUCAUCCACGUCAGGUGCCGCCCCACAGAGCAUGCAGGUUCAAUUUGUCAAAUUCCCCCCCUCGGCCGACCAGGCUCCUCACGCGCAGCAGGCUGUUGAUGGCGCAUAUCUGAACGUGAAUUCUCAGGCUCUCACGACGAGCAGGUUUGGCCAACGAUUUGCGCCCGGCUAUUUUUUCGAUUUUGUUGCGAAAACGGACAACCCUAACACUGAUAUCCUGUUCGUUUCCGCUCCGGAGACUGGUCGUAUCAAAUUGCAACACGGCACUGUUGCACACAACGAGAGGGCCAUGAGGUAUUAUGAGAGCGCAAACUUCAUCGACCUCGGCCCAGGAGUGAAAGUCCUUGCUGUAGGAUCCGUUACACCACCUUUCGCGGCGGCUGGACAACCUGUUGGUUUCGGGAAUGAACUCGCCGUUCAAUUCGACCAGUCUCCUUCCGAGUUUGCUAUAAUGACUAAUAUGGGCAUCCAUAUCAUCCGAAGACGGAGGAUGGUAGAUGUUUUUGCGACAGUCAUACGGAAAUCUGCAAGUGACGAUGCUGUCAAGUACGAGACGACGCGGUUCAUUCACCUCUACGGCCGCAACGAAACCGUUUCCACGGCUCUUGCUAUCGCUUGCGGUCAAGGCAACGAUCUCCGCAACGGCGCCGCCCGUGUGAUUGACCAAGUCACGCAAGACCGUGCAAGAUCUGUUUUCAUCGAUUUCGGAGGUGACCCAACGGUCACAGAGACAGACUCGAUUACCCUGUCUUCUCGACACCACGCUUUGGGUCUGUAUUUGACCCGCCUGGUCCGGAUGUUGUGGAAGUCGAGAGUCAUCCAACAGAGUACAAAUGCGACCGGUGCUGUUGUCGUUGACUCGACUGUCCCUCUGACCAAAUUAAACUCUGUUCAAGAGAACUUGGAUCGUCUGCGGAAUUUCCUUGAUGCCAAUCGCGGCGUUAUCAAGGGCCUUAAUGGCCCCCAGGACCUUGCCAACGCACAGAACCGCCUCGCAGAGAUAGCUAUGCAGUCUGAGCACCAGGGAUUGCACUCUUUGCAAAGGUUGAUGGAAAACAUUGCUGAAGGAAUCUCAUUCGUAUUAAUGCUCUUUGACGAGCGUGUGGCGGAAAUCUUCGUUCGCCUAGACGCGCCGACGCAAACUCAGCUCCGGGAGCUCACCUAUGAACAACUCUUCUCUCAAGAAGCGGGCCGGGACCUUGCAAAGCUUCUAGUCAAGGCCAUCGUCAACCGAAACAUCGAGAGUGGCGCGAAUGUGGAGACCGUUGCUGACGCUUUGCGGAGGCGGUGCGGCAGUUUCUGCAGUCCGGACGACGUAGUUGUCUUCAAGGCCCAAGAGCAAUUGAAGAGGGCGUCGGAACAGGCUGGUAAUCCCAAUCACCUUCGGCAACUGCUUGGGGAGAGUUUGCGUUUGUUUGAGCGUGUCGCCGGCAGCCUCACCCUGGCUAAUCUCCAUGGUGCUGUUCAGCAAUACCUCGACCUGCAGUACUACGCAGGGGCAAUUCAGCUGUGUCUGAGGGUGGCUCAAGAGAAGGACCGUGGGAACUCGGCUCUGUCGUGGAUCAACGAUGGCAGACCCCCUAAUGACGCUCGGCAGGCGGCUUUCAAUGAGCGCAGGAGUUGCUACGACCUUGUUCACGAAGUGAUGCAAAGAUUGGAUGAAGUAUCCGCUCGUGAGCCGGAACUCGUCGACGGACGCCUGACCUUGUCUGCCACCAAGCGCAAUGAGGCCUACAACGUCGUCAACGGCUCUGACGACGAGGUGUUUCACUUCGACCUGUACGAAUGGUACAUCGAACAGAAUUGGACCGAUCGCAUCCUCGCUAUCGACUCGCCGCACGUCAUCACCUUCCUUAAGCGACUGGCAGCCACAGAGGCGCGUCAUGCUGACCUUCUCUGUCGCUUCUAUACACACCGUGGCAGGUUCUAUGAGGCUGCUGAAGUCCAGGCUGAAUUAGCGAAGAACGAGGUUCUCCAAAUAGGAAUUAAGGACCGCAUCACCCUGCUGAGUCGUGCCAAGGGCAAUGCCAGUGUGUCUACGGUUGGUAUCAGCAGGCAGCAUCAGCAGGUUUUGAACCACGAUGUCACCACAUUGUUGGAGAUUGCGCAUAUCCAAGAUGACCUUCUCGAGAGGCUCAAGGCGGAUGAGCGGAUCCCAGCCGAUCGCAAGGGCGACUGCGAGCAGGCUCUGAACGGCCCUAUACUUUCGUUGACAGAGCUAUUCAAUGGUUUUGCCGAGCCAGCCAAUUACUACGACCUCUCCCUACUCAUUUACCAUGCAGCCGACCAUCACGCCCCGCGGCUCAUUGCUGACACAUGGCGCAGCCUCAUCAAUGCGGCGCAUUUUGAGACGGAGGAAGCACACCGCUUGUGGGAGGAGAGGGGUCGGCCUGCCGACGACCCUGAUUUCGGCCCGCCUCCCUUGCCCUAUGAACAUGUGGUCAACAAGGUUCAGGACAUUGCUCACAGGACCAGCCUAAACAACCAUGUCUUCCCGAUCGAUACUGUUCUGACGAUCUUGUGCGAGUACGCAAUCACGCAGAAUCAAAAUGAGGACAUCCAAGCCGAUCCAAACUGGCCUGUCUUGCUCUUUGUCAACAACCUUGGCGUUGCGCAUGCCAUCGUCACCCGUGUGCUUGAACGCAUACUCGAUGCACAGGAGGCACCCUUCACAGGCCGGCGUCGAAAGGUCGUGGUCCGGUGGAUCCUGGCUGUCUGCGAGUUAUGGGUGCGCGAGGUGGAACGGCGGGGCCUAGACGGCCAGCUUGGGGGAGGGAAUAUCGGACGCUGGACGGUGCAGCUGCUUGGCAGGGCCGUGCAGACUAUGGAUGAGAUCCUUGAGACCGAAAGGGCUGCUGGUAGGCCAGAGCAUGCGAGAGAGGCUCAGGGCCUGAUGGGUGGUGCUAGGGAACUGGCGGCCAAGAUCAACCAGGUGCUUGGGCUGGAAGAGGUUAGGCCUGGGCGCGGUGGCUGGUGA
Diaporthe amygdali is the source of this 4263-nucleotide messenger RNA. RefSeq lists its product as uncharacterized. Gene Ontology annotation, biological process: transcription-dependent tethering of RNA polymerase II gene DNA at nuclear periphery; protein import into nucleus; protein localization to nuclear inner membrane. The coding region runs from base 1 to 4263 and encodes 1420 amino acids. NCBI's taxonomy places the organism in Eukaryota, Fungi, Ascomycota, Sordariomycetes, Diaporthales, Diaporthaceae. The record is from RefSeq and is a predicted model, not a curated record. Gene Ontology annotation, cellular component: nuclear pore inner ring; nuclear pore. The transcript is spliced from 3 exons. Gene Ontology annotation, molecular function: structural constituent of nuclear pore.